Molecule: messenger RNA, 1338 nt
Organism: Anopheles nili
Lineage: Eukaryota; Metazoa; Arthropoda; Insecta; Diptera; Culicidae
Gene: mtsh
Exons: 3
Coding region: 1-1338 (445 amino acids)
Molecular function (GO): protein binding
Source: RefSeq, a predicted model, not a curated record
AUGGCGUACGGAAAUUUCGCUCAAGGAAAUCAUAAACCUACUGCUGUUAUAGACUUACAGCGUAAUGAUGGAUCGAACCAUUGGUUAGAUCAGUUCGAUUCGUUGAUACGCACCGCUAUGGAUGGGUGCAAAAUGGCGGAGAAUUUAGCCACGUGCCACCAAAAGCGUCCCUGCUUCAAGAAAAUAGAUAGCCUGUGUGCCCGUUUACGACAAGACUUAGUGAAGAGCGACAACGUCAUGUCGAAUAUCAAUUCGCAGGGACUGGCAUGGGCGGUGAAGGACUUUAUAUUCGUAUUUACCAGAAUCAUGAACGCCUGGAUCAUCAUCAAAGGCUAUGUGCACAGCCAACCAGAAGCUUUGACUUCCAUUCAACGCGAGCUUUGUCCUAAUUUCUUGGAUGCGUUUGGCCACUGGCAUCAGGCUACUCACGGGUUGAUUCAAUCGUUAAUCAAAUCUUUCAUAAACCUGAACAACCUUGCUAAAAUGCAGCGUGGAAGCGGCAAUGCAUUUUCAAAAGUCGAGGAACCGAUGGCAUGUUCUGUCGAUGCCGGAACCAUUGGAAGAGGCUCAGACAAUGGGUCGGAUGAACCGGGAGAGUCUGAAGUCCUUGAAAUAUUUGAUGGAUCAUAUAUUCCCACUGGAGUUUAUAUUAAUACUCCUAGAUGCCCACCUGGAUUCGAUGGGCAUGCUCAAAGCUCCAAUAAUGGCCAUGACUCAUCGCCUGGUGGACAUGUUUUAAAAUCUGUUUUUGGAGCCAAUUCUCUACUAAACCAGAAUGAACCCGCAUUUAGCCAGACACAAUCGAAGGAAAGAUUAAAAAGCUUCGAAAAUGAGAAUGUUUCGGAAGCAAAGAUUGUUCAACGUGAUUAUAUGAAUCAAGUACACAGGAAAGCUUCGAAAGACUGCAUCAGUUGGGUGCUAGGUAAAGUUUGCGAAAUUGAAGAGGCACAAUAUUUGUACUCGACGAAUUUCGCUAAGAAUUAUUUUCCCGAUUACCACCUGAUUGCUAAAUACAAGUGCGAUCUUCAAACGAUCUACAGAAAAAAUGAAAUGGGAGACUAUUUCAUGCUCUCGGAUUUACUUGAAGAUUUACACCGAGUUGUAGAUACAUGUAAAGAUUAUUUGAAUGCGUCAGGGCAGUUUGAGCUUUGGAGUCAGUUUAAAAUCGUGCAUAAGUAUAGUACAGAAACCUCAAAAAAGGAACUGGAAAACUAUCCCAAGAUGCAAACGUUCAUCAAGAAGAUGGAAUCAAUUUUCAGCAGCGCAGAGAGGCAGCAAGAAAUCAUAAUGCAAAAAAUAAUAUCUACAGCUAAAAAUGGAGUCUCAACCGAUGAUUAG